Messenger RNA from Aphidius gifuensis, 5085 nucleotides. Its product is annotated as histone-lysine N-methyltransferase eggless-like. The coding region runs from base 344 to 5047 and encodes 1567 amino acids. Gene Ontology annotation, cellular component: nucleus. The record is from RefSeq and is a predicted model, not a curated record. Gene Ontology annotation, molecular function: zinc ion binding; DNA binding; histone H3K9 methyltransferase activity. The transcript has 5 exons. Gene Ontology annotation, biological process: heterochromatin organization; negative regulation of gene expression. NCBI's taxonomy places the organism in Eukaryota, Metazoa, Arthropoda, Insecta, Hymenoptera, Braconidae.
UAUUUUUAAUACCAAAGCAAAGUUCUUAUCAAUCUGUUGUUUGCAAAACAUCUUAUUGGAUAUAACAAAGCUUCCUGUUAUUUUUUUACAUCAAAUUUGAUAUAUUCAUUCAAACUUGUGUUUAUCAAAUUACACAUACCUAUUUGUUUUGCAACUGAUUGCAACAACAACAGCUCAAGAACACGUGUCAAAUCAAAGUUGACAAAAAAAAAAAAACCAAAAAGAACUGUUGAUGCUUGAUACACCUUUGUUCAUGUUAAUUACUCAAUAACAAAAAUAUUUUCUUUGUUUACAAAAUAACUGAAAAAAUCAGCAAAACAAUUUGUUCAAAUAAAAAAUAAAAAUGUCACAAGAAGAAUCGGACCUAGAAGUCAUUGACAUUGACAUUGUCUCAGAGCCAUCAAGUAGCAAGAGUAAUAUACAAUCACAAUCAUCAGGAGCUCGUUUGUCAUUGCAAGGUACAUUCAAACGUCAUCAGGUAAAAGUAAACACUGAUGUACUAAUAGAAAAAAAAUCUUUACAACCUUGGAUAAAAGCUAAAGUAUCAUCUCUUCCAAGAGAUUCAAUCAUGACAUACAGAGUUAAAUUAUUACCAAAAAAAUUUAAUAAUCAAAUGAAAGAUGUAUUUGGUAAACAAUUGGCAGUAUUUAUACCUGCAACAGCUAAAAUACCAGUUGCAACAAGAGUCGCUGCACUGUACAAAGAAAGUAAAAAUUCAAAUUAUUGGUCUGGUAUUGUUGCUGAAUGUCCAAAGUCAACAAAUGGUCAAAGAUAUUUAAUUUUUUAUGAUGAUGGAAGUACACAAUACGUCAAUCAUGAUGAUGUAUUUGUUGUUUGUGAAUCAUCAAGUGAUGUAUGGGAUGAUGUACCAGAUGGUAAUAAACUUUUUAUCAAAAAUUAUCUAUCAAAAUAUCCAGAAAUACCAAUGACCAAACUUGCACCAAAUCAAGAGCUAAAAACUGAAUGGAAUUGUAAAUGGUGGAAAACAAAAGUAUUAUCAGUUGAUGCUAGUCUUGUACAGUUAUAUUUUGAAGCUGAUAAAAGAACAGAAUGGAUUUAUCGUGGUUCUUUGAGGCUUGAACCACUUUAUCUAGAAAGUUUAAAAAAUCCAGCUAUGUUUCAGCCAACUUGCAAUAAAAAUAAAGAAAAUGUAUCAACAACAUUACCAAAAAAAGAAGCAAAAUCAUCAGAUAAUUUAAAUACACCAUCAUCACCAUCAUCAUUACCAAAUACAAUAUCAUCACAUGGACUUGUUGCAACAAAAAAAGUAACUCAAAUACGAACAUCAACUAGAGUUAAAAAUCAAGAAUCUGUUGUUGGUUUACCACCAGUUGGACCAUUGAUUAAAACACCAGCUGAAAUUGGAGCAAAUGUUUUGGUUAAAAUACAUCCAUUUAUGCCUUGGGCUCAAGCUAAAGUAUUAGAAAUUAAAUCACGUAUACCAUUGGAGUAUUUGAUAAAAUAUAAAUCAGCAAAAUUUAAUAAUCAAACAAAAACAGUACCAGCAAAAGAUUUAGCAGUUCAUCAAGCAGCAAUGGUUAUUAUUCCAGUAAAUACAAGAGUUGUUGCUAUAUUUGAAGAUACACAAUCAAGUAAAUAUUAUUCUGGUGUUGUUGGUGAAUGUCCAAAUAUCAAUAAUGAUUGGAGAUAUUUAGUAUUUUUUGAUGAUGGUUAUUGUCAAUAUGUAUAUCAUGAUAAAGUACGUUUUGUCAAUGAAAGUUCACCAAGAGUUUGGGAAGAUGUACCAGUUGAAUUACGAGAUUUUAUUAAAAAAUAUCAUGAUUCAUAUCCAAAACGUACAAUGAUUAAGUUGACAAAAAAUCAAACUGUUCAAACUGAAUGGAAUGGCAAAUGGUAUGAUACUGAAGUCGUUGAUGUUGAUGCCAGUUUAGCUCAAAUAAAAUUCAACAAUGAAGACAGAACAGAAUGGAUUUAUCGAGGUUCAAUGAGAUUAAAGCCUAUUUAUAAAUCUGAAAUGGAACAUGAACAAAAAAAACAAGAAGAGCCUGUUGUAAAAAAAUCUAAAAUUUCAGAGCCAAUAAUUAAAACUGAACCAAAAGAAAGAGAUUUUACAAAACAACCAAGAACACCAAAACCAAAAGCUAUUCCAAUACCAAAAGCUAUUCCAAUACCUAAAGCUAUUCCAAUACCUAAAGCUGUUCCAAUACCCAAAGCUGUUCCAAUACCCAAGACUAUUCCAGUAGCCAAAAAAAGCAAACCUGUACAAACAAAUAAAACUCGAGGAGUAAGUAUUGACUCAAUAAAUAAAUCAUUGUCACCAUCACAAUCAUCAUCAUCAUCAGCACUUUCAUUGUCAACAUCACUUGGUAAUUUUAAUGGCAUGACAAUUGAUUCAUUGAAUGACGUGUCAAUACAAGAAGAGAUAGUAAUAAAUGGUACUGAUGAUAAUGAUGAUAUUAUAAUUAAUAAUCAAGAUGAUGCAUCAGUUAAUAACAAAAAUAAAAUUAAUCUUGAAUAUGGUUUACCAUCUUCUGGUCCAUUAAUACGUCGUCGUGUUGAAUGUAACUGUAAAGUUCUAGUCAAAAAGAAUAGUUCAAUGCCUUGGAUUGAAGCAAAGGUUAACUCAAUAAUAUCACAACAUCCUGCAUUAUAUCGUGUUAAAUAUGUUCAUAAAAAAUAUAAUAAUAAAUUAACAAGUGUAUUUGGUAAUGAUCUUGCACUUUGUUUAGUAUCAUCAGUUAUUAUUCCAGUUGGUACACAAGUUGUUGCAACAACUGAUGAUUCAACAUUUAUGGAAGCAUGUUAUUUUUAUGGUGUCAUUGCUGAACAACCAAAGCCAACAAAUAAAUACAGAUAUUUAAUAUUUUUUGAUAAUGCUACGUUAAAAUAUGUUGUACACAAAAAUAUAUAUAUUAUCAGUGAAAACAAAUUAAAUUUUUGGGAAGAUAUGCCAAAUGAAAUACGUGAUUUUGUUAAAAUUUAUUUUGAAAAAUAUCCAGAAUGUAAUAUGAUUAAAUUACAUGAAAAUCAAAUAUUAAAAACUGAAUGGAAUGGUAAAUGGUGGUUAUCAACAGUAUUAAAACUUGAUUCUAGUUUAGUACAAAUUUUUUUUAAUAAAGUAGGAAGAACUGAAUGGAUUUAUCGUGGUUCAGGAAGAUUUAAAACACUUGAUCAAAAUAAAACAGUAUCUGUAUUACCAGAAAAACUUGAUACAACUGAAUCUGAUGUUGGUGCAACAUCAACAAUUACAUAUUCAUCUUCAUCAUCAUCAUUAUCAUCAUCCUCAUAUGAUUAUAAAUCAGUUGCUAAAAAAAGUACAUCAAGUCAACAACAACAACAACAACAACAACAACCACAAGUAUCAACAUUUGAAUCAACAUUUGAAUCAAUAUUUGAAUCAACACCUUCAAGUCCACAAAAAACAUUGCCAUUAAAAAGAAAAAUACCAUUAUUAAAAAAACGAUCUGAAGAAUUUACAAAGACAAAAAUUUCACAUACACAACAAUCAUUAAGUCCACCAAGAUUACCAAGUACAAAAAAACCUUCACACAGUAUUGUUCAAUACAAAACACAAAAUAAUAUAAGUCCAGUUACUUUUAUAUCUCAUAAAUGUAGUUCAAAAUGUAUAAAACAUAUACCAUAUACACCUGAAGAUUUUAAGGGUUACUCAAUGUUAUCAAUACCAUUAUUAUGUGGCUGGAGUAGACAACGUUGUAAAGGUAAUAAUAAUAAUAUUGAAAUUAUAAUUUAUCAAGCACCAUGUGGUCGUAGAAUUGAAAAUAUAAAACAUUUACAUAAAUAUUUAAGUAAAACAAAAUCAUCAAUGUCAGUUGAUUUAUUUGAUUUUGAUCAUUUUACAAAUUGUUUAACUGAAUUUGUCAUUGAUACGUGUUAUGUUAAUAUUAAAGAUUUAAGUUAUGGUAGUGAAAAUAUUCCAGUACCAUGUGUCAAUGAAAUUGAUUGUAUUCAUCCAGAAUCAAUACGUUAUACAACUAAAAGAGAACCAACUGAGGGAGUACAUUUAAAUCUUGAUACAAAUUUUUUAUGUGGAUGUGAUUGUGAGGAUGAUUGUUCUGAUAAAACAAAAUGUCAAUGUUGGCAAUUAACAAUGCAAGGAGCAUCAUUUGAUGGACGUGUACCAACUAAUUAUGUUGGCUAUGUAUAUAAACGUUUACCUGAACCAGUUAGUACUGGUAUUUAUGAGUGUAAUGCAAAUUGUAAAUGUUCUGUUAACACAUGUUUAAAUCGUGUUGUUCAACAUCCAUUAAAACUUAAAUUACAAGUAUUUAGAACAUUAACUAGAGGCUGGGGAAUAAGAUGUCUAAAUGAUGUACCAAUUGGUUCAUUUAUAUGUAUUUAUGCUGGUAGAUUAUUAACUGAACAAGGAGCAAAUGAAGGUGGUAAAAAUUAUGGUGAUGAAUAUUUAGCUGAAUUAGAUUAUGUUGAAGUUGUUGAAGCAAUGAAAGCUGAUUAUGAGGGUGAAGCUAUUGAACCAUUAACUGAGGAUCCAUUAUCACUUGAUGAUACAAUUUCUAAUCGUAGUCCAAUUAAAAAAUUUGGCACGUAUGAAUAUGAUCAUGAAUUUAUUAUUGAACAUUAUGAUGGACCAAAUUUAAAUGGUCAAACAAUUAAAAAAAAAUUAAGAAAAAGAAAAUAUAAUCAUGAUGAUGUUGAUGAUGAUGAUGAUGAUAAUGAUAUUAUUGAUUUAGGUAGUAGUGAUACUGAUACCGCAGAAGAAAAAGAAUGUAAUACACCUGUAACAUCAAAAAUAAGCAAUAAAAAAUCACGUGAUAAAUCAGUUUUAGACUAUUAUGGUCCAAAUGAAAGUAUAUAUGUUGUUGAUGGAAAAACAGCUGGUAAUAUUGGAAGAUACUUUAAUCACUCUUGUGAUCCAAAUGUUUUUGUACAAAAUGUAUUUGUUGAUACUCAUGAUGUUAGAUUUCCUUGGGUUGCAUUUUUUGCAUCAAAAUUUAUUCGAGCUGGUGAAGAACUUACUUGGAAUUAUAAUUAUGCUGUCAAUAGCAUUCCUGGCAAAUCAAUUAUUUGUCGUUGUGGUGCAAAAAAUUGUCAAGGUCGUCUUCUCUAAAUAUAAAUACGCAAUGAAUAAAUAAAAGUAAAAUAAAG